AUGCCGAGUACGCCGAGGAGGCCUCCCUGCCGGACCUGGACCUGCUGCACGACCCCGAGGACGAGCUGCUGUGCGCCAACCUGAUGGAGCUGGUCCAGGCCACGCUGGGCAGAGCCCCGCUGGGUGCCAAGCGCUGCUCCCGGCUCCUCAU
Molecule: messenger RNA, 151 nt
Organism: Tauraco erythrolophus (red-crested turaco)
Lineage: Eukaryota; Metazoa; Chordata; Aves; Musophagiformes; Musophagidae
Source: RefSeq, a predicted model, not a curated record